GAAAUCAGCAGGAAAAACAACACGUGGGGGAAUCACCGAUGUUUCGCUAGAAAAUUGUCGAAAAAAUCAUUUAAAAUAUUGUUCGAGGGCAGCGAAGGGUGGUGAGUAGUUUAUAUCGAUGCAGAGCUCGUCCGAGAAGUCAAAAUUUGGCUCCGAUCGCUCGCCGAUGUCGGAAAAACAUGAUCAAAGUCCUCGUAGGUCAGGCAACAGCAACGAGAGAGAAACUGAACGAAGAGGAUGGCAGACUACAUUUGACGUUUAUGUGGGCAGAAUCCCGUCAGAUUGGACGAAGGAGAAACUAAUGGAAAUUUUUCAACCCUUCGGUGAAAUUAAAUCAGUAGAUUUAAGGAAUAGCCCAGAGAAUUUAAACAGACUACAGUUUGCUUUUGUAAGAUAUCCACAAGAGGAGAUGGCAAAAUGUGCAGUUGAUGCCUUGGCUCAUAAUCCUGUUGAAAAUGUUAGCUUGCAGAUAAAUAUUGCUCAAAGAAACAGAUACAAACAAGAAAGGCAAGGCAGGUCAGACUUUGGUCAGCCUCGAGGCAAAAUGUAUUCUGAACACAAGCGAGUGAAUGAUUCAGAUUGCAGACGACCUCGGACAAGGCCGUUUGGUAGUGGUGAAACUUCAGAUUAUGGAGGUGGUUAUGGAAACUCAUCACAUCCUCAAAAGAAGGAAUGGAGUUCUGACCGACAGAGAAGUCGUGAGGAACAGGAAAAAGUGAUUUUAGUCACAGAAGUCGAUUCACCAGUCAGAUUUUGGGGUCAGAUUGCCAAGCCAACCGUUGCACAUAAUUUGUCAACUGCAAGUGAUGAACUACAGUUUUAUUGCCCCACAGGCCUGAAGGUUGCUGACAUCAACUCCCUUCAGAAGAAUAAGAUUUAUGGUGGAAUGUACCCUGUUGAUAAUCUUUGGUAUAGAUGUUCGGUUAUCAAGUUUCUUUCACAGGGGAUGGUAACUGUGAGGUACAUUGAUUUUGGCAACACAGAAACAAUUAAAAAGGAAACCUUAGUUGAGUUGCCACCCUCAUUGGCUGACGUCCGACCAUUUGCACAACUUUAUCAUCUCGCAGACUGUGCUGUGUCCAGUGAUCCCGAGGCAAACGAGAUGACAUACGCAUUGGGAAUUGAGCAAUUGAAAAAUCUUAUCAUUGGGCAACUUGUGAGUGUCAAAUUUAUUUCGGAAAACACGCAUGGAGGGGUGAAUGUUCUGGUCUCUUAUCCGGGGAAGGCGGGAAAAAGUAUUAAUGAAAUCAUGAGGGAUCGGGGGUGCGUUCAGGACAUGUAUAAGCCGCGCAGUGACAAAGGGAGAAUAGAGAAGAGUGUGGCCGAGAAGCCGCUGAACGAGAAUAACAAGGACUCAAGUCCAGAGAAGCCAAACAAGGACAAGCAAGACCAUAAACAAGAGUUAAACGGCCUUAAGUUAACAGUCAAGUUCCAAGCCGAAACUAUUUGUAAUUUGAACAAGCUUUUUGAAACUGUGAAACAGCAGAACGAUGAUCUGUGUUUGCAACUGGACAAAUGUAUCAAGAUGAAAACAAUAAUAACAUCGAUGACAGAUUUGCAACAGUCAAGUUGUAUACCUUGCCUGUAUAAGGAGAUUUUAUGCUUUUCGAUGAAAAACUUGGUACAAGAAUCUAUAAGAACGUGCGACGGCAAGGAUAAACUGAAAGAAAUUGUCGAAAGUCGAAACAGCGAAAGACAAGAACUGUUUGAAAAUACAAAGAGCUUUCUGGGAGAAUUCGAAUCCUUGAAUAUCACCGACCGCGGGCAAAAACUCGAGGAAGCCCUGAAAAAGCUGAGUGUGUUUCAUCACCGAUAUGAUGGAGAUGAGUCGCUCGAUGAAGCUGUGAAGAAUUACAAAGACUGGAAGGAAAAGGAAGCAAAAUCCGAUGGGAUAUCUGCGCGACAAACAACAGAUGAUAUCUCAAGAAAACUUUCGGAGGAAUUUAUGAAACUAGGAAAGAUGUUAGAUCCUGAUGAUGAUUUUAGCAUAGAUGAUUAUGAGACUACUGAUGUGAACUCAAUUGCGAAGCAGUUGAGUGAAGCUGUCGCUGAAGAGGUUAGCGAAAAUCAGGAAGGUGAUGAUAAUGCAGAGGAAAUCAAAGUUCUCGCGGCAUUGAUAAAAUGUCUCAAGAAUGAACUACAACAAGAAAUUGCUGUUGUUAAGCAACUGAGGUCACGUGCCGACGAGUGCGCGAGAAUUCAGGACGACUUAGAGACAUCGUUGAACAGGGAACCAGACAUCUCAAAAAUACUCGAAAUUCGCAAGAAUUUAAAGAGUGUAAAAUCAAAAUUCCGACACAAAUUGGCCGACAAAAAAGACUUGGAAGAGAGUGAUGAAGUCGUGGAUAAUGAAGAACUUAAACAGGUGGAGAAUGAUCUCAAUGAUUUACGGCUGCAGCUACACGGACUUCUUGUUGACGAAAAGCUUGCUUUGGGAGAACUUGCCGAAGUCGCCGUUGAAAAUUUCCCAGAAUUACCCGUGCAAUAUCCUGAGUUUGGUCUGCAGAAAUUUAUCGCAAGCAACGGUCUUGUUAAACAAGGCUGGGAACUAACUUACUACUGGCAUGGCGAGAUGGAAAACGUGAUGGCGUCAUCGCAACUGGGGCUCGCGUUUGUCACGAUGUUCAAUGGAGAAAAGUGUUUACUCAAGGAAUUCAGCUUUGAGGAUGUAGUUGAUACCGACUUAUUCGAGACACAGGCCGCCGCUUUCAGUCGAGUCGAGCAUUCAAGUUUGAUGAAAGUCGAAGCUAUAUUUUAUGAUAAGACGCACAGGAAAGCAUUUAUUCAGCUUCCUUAUUACGAAACAAGCCUACGAAAAUGGUUAGAAGGCAAACCUUCUAAUAAGGCAAAGCGUGACGUCAUUUGUGACAUCGUACGUGUUUUGUUCGAGCUGCACAAGGCCGGCAUUACCCACGGCUCAGUUGUGAUUGAUAAUAUUUAUGUGGACAAUAACGACAGAGGGAUCUUGGGCGAAUAUUGUUUCAUCCGCGAUACGCAACAACGCGUAUCUUCGACCGCGGAAUUGUUGCUACAAAACUCAGCUCCAGUCUCCUGUGAAGCAUCCCCGGUGUUCGAUAUGUUUUGCCUUGGCGACAUCGCUUGGGUGAUAUUUCUGGGCGAUGAAGUUGUGCCAAGGGACCUAACAUCGUUACAGACACAUUCACAGAGCAAAGCGGUAUCAUUCAUGCUGACCAAUCUCCUGGCCCUAAAUGGUGGCACCCGACCAACAGUCGGCCAGUUUGUGAAGCAUCCUUCUUUACUGACGACAACUAUUUUGACAUUAUGGACCAAACCGCACCACAUUCUCCAGACCAAGUCACCCCUGACGAAUCUGGAGAAAAUUACCCCAGCGGAAAUAAAUGCCACCGCGGAGGAAAAUGCAUUACCGGCACAAAAUACCCAAUCAGAAGUCGAUACCCCAACGGAAAAUAUUCCCAUGCCGAAAGUUAAUUUUCCAUUAGAUUAUGAUGAUGCAUUAUCAGAGGUUAACACCACAUCGGAAUUAGGCAUCUCAUCAGAAGAAACGUGCCCUCCAGUAAUUCGUCCCCUGUCAGACGAAGAUACCACGACAGAUACAGUCGUACCGGAUGAAAAGCCCUCGUUGGAAGAAGCCUUGCCGGAAGAAUAUGCAGUCACACAGCGCAAACCACUAUUAGAUGAAAAUGGUUUAAAGAUUACCGCCGCGCUUAAUGGAAGAAUAUCAGAUGGGAAUAUGAAUGGAGAAACUGACCAACAAAACUCGCCCGAAAACUGGGAGGUGUGCUGA
This is a messenger RNA of Dendronephthya gigantea, 3766 nucleotides long. RefSeq lists its product as uncharacterized. Gene Ontology annotation, molecular function: protein kinase activity; ATP binding; RNA binding. The record is from RefSeq and is a predicted model, not a curated record. NCBI's taxonomy places the organism in Eukaryota, Metazoa, Cnidaria, Anthozoa, Malacalcyonacea, Nephtheidae. The coding region runs from base 119 to 3766 and encodes 1215 amino acids. The transcript is spliced from 34 exons. Gene Ontology annotation, biological process: spermatogenesis; protein phosphorylation.